AUGUCAACAUUUUUAAUUUAUUUUUUAAUUAUUAUAAAUAUUUGUUUAAUUAAUUGCUCUAAAAUUUCACCAAAUUAUUCAACAAAAAUAUCUUCAGAACAUUUUGAAAAUAAUUUUGAAGAUGAUUUUUCCUUUUCUUUGUUAGAUGAUGCAAAAAUAAAUUCAAAAAUUUUAUUUAAUAAAUUUGACAAAAUCAGCGAAAAGAAAAUUGGGAAAAUAAAACCACAAAUCAACAAACAAUCUGCUGUGAAAUUAAAAGCAUACCAAUUUAACAGCGAUUUAACAAGAGACAAAUUCUUUCCUGUGUCAGCGGCAGCAUAUGGAAAUGAAGAAAAUAUUCGAAAAUGUCUUAACAAAACAUUUAUAAAUUAUGAGCUUAUAAAUUUCACUAAAGUAUAUUGUAAUGGACAUGAAAGCCAAAUCUGUUCAGGAUUUGUUGCUUUAUCUCAUGAUGAUAAAGCAAUCAUUUUGUCAUUUCGAGGAACCAAUUCAUUCACUCAAUUAUUACUUGAAAGUUCUGAGAUUGCCUGUAAAAGUCAAACAGAAGUUAAUAUUGGAGGAAAGGUAGCUACUUAUUUCACUGAGAUUUAUGAACAACUAAAAGCUGAAGGAAUAAUUGAUUGUGUUAAGAAUUUAAUCAAAAUUUAUGCAGAUUACGAACUUUGGGUAACAGGGCAUUCUCUAGGUGGUGCUCUAGCAUCACUCGCCGCAGCAGAAAUGGUUUCUAGUGGAUUAAUUAAUGCUCAAAAUAUAAAAUUAUUAACACUUGGACAGCCAAGAACGGGAAAUUGGGAUUGGGCUGCUGCUAUGGAUCAAAUUCUUCCUUAUUAUAAUUAUCGUGUUGUUAAUCAUCGAGAUGUAAUUGUUCAUUUACCAAUGCGUUUUUUUGAGGGAUAUCACCAUUAUAGUACUGAGAUUUGGUACAAUAAUGGAAUGGAUGGUGAUGAAGAUGGGAAUGAAGAUACAUUUAUUGUUUGUAAUGAUAUGGACGAAGAUGAUGAUAACUGCAGCAAUUCACUUUGGCAAUUAAAAAUAUUUUUGAAAAAUAAUUAUUUUAUUUAUUUUUAG
This is a messenger RNA of Meloidogyne enterolobii, 1068 nucleotides long. The record is from the annotation of a GenBank genome assembly. Lineage: Eukaryota; Metazoa; Nematoda; Chromadorea; Rhabditida; Meloidogynidae.